Molecule: messenger RNA, 642 nt
Organism: Plectropomus leopardus (leopard coralgrouper)
Lineage: Eukaryota; Metazoa; Chordata; Actinopteri; Perciformes; Serranidae
Source: RefSeq, a predicted model, not a curated record
AUGUACCAGUGUUGCCUCAUGUACAGAAGUAUCUCAACUCAGUCAGGUACAUCGAGGAGCUGCAGAAGUUUGUGGAGGAUGACAAUUACAAGUUGUCACAGAAGAUUGAGCCAGGCACCAGCACACCACGAGCAAAUGCCUCUAAGGAGGAUCUUGUUGGCCAGGAAGCGUCAGCAUCUCCUCUCUGCGGCCGUAAAUGUAUGGUAGCAGCUGAAGGAACCAAAGUCCCGGCCACGCCGCCCUCCCCCAGGAACCUGCUGCCCUACGGACACAGGAAGUGCCACAGCCUGGGCUACAAUUUUAUCCAUAAGAUGAAUACAGUCGAGUUUAAAAGUGCUACGUUCCCCAACGCUGGUUCUCGCCACCUGUUGGAUGACAGUGUGAUGGAAAGCCACAGUCCCACGAGGGGACAAGCAGAGAGCUCAACUCUGUCCAGUGGUAUUUCACUUGGGAGCAGUGAGGGCUCUGAGCUCAGUGAAGAGGUGUCUUGGCCGGCGUUUGAGAGGACUCGGUUCUAUCACUCUCUGGGCCCAGUGACCCGUGUGGCCCGCAUCCCCUACAGAGGAGUCCUGAGGCCCAGCAGGUACACUCAUCCCGACCGGAAACCAACCUGACCUGAACCAAACCCUCUCUUAUCCUCAC